Molecule: messenger RNA, 1056 nt
Organism: Paramecium sonneborni
Lineage: Eukaryota; Ciliophora; Oligohymenophorea; Peniculida; Parameciidae
Source: the annotation of a GenBank genome assembly
AAUUAAUUAAAAUAGAUUAUUGCAAAGUAAAUUAAAAGAAUUAGAUUUAGAAAAGCAUAGUAAAAUUGUAUGUAGAAUUUGUGAGUAAUUUAUAGAAGUAGAAAUAAUGGCAGCCCAUUUCAUAAGAAAGCUGAAUAAAGCAAAAAACUAUUAUAAUUGAAUCUCUAAUUAGCAGAUGCUUCACAAUUAGCGAAUAAAUUAAAACAUGAUGUUUAAAUAAAAUUAGGUAAAUAUGUUUAUAAGAAUAAAAAUAAAAUCGUUUAAAAUAGAAAAAGUAAGAGGAAGAGAAAAAGCCUUAAGGUCUUUAAGAAGAACACAUAAAAUCUAUUUAGAAGAUAAUAAAAUCUAAUAAGAGGAAUAAGAAAAGAAUAAGGCUAAAAAACAAUUAGUAUUAAUAAAUUCAGCAAUGACAAUUAUAGUGAAUUAUACUGAGAAAGUACUUAAUAGUAAUGCAAAUAAUAAAGAUAAUAAAUGUAAUAUAUAAUUUAAGAAAUAAGUAAAUCGUAUCACAUUGAUGAAUUGACUGAUGCAAAAUGCCAUAUAGAAACUGAUGAAAUUAAUGAUGAAGUUCUAGAAAUCAAAGAUAAAGCUAGAAUUUGUAUUUAUGAUAGGAUGGAAUAUUUUAAAAUUUCUUAAAAUUUAGAGACAUAACAAAUUUAAGAGAGUUAAAAAAUUAAACCAAAUAUUGAAAUAGAUUUGAAAUAAAAAUAUAAAAAUUCUAAUUCUAGUUCAUUUAGAUUUUCAAUAUUUAAUAAUCAAACAACAACAAUUUAAUAAAAAUUAAAGCGAAAUGAAAUAUUUUUGAAGGAGAUGAUGAUAAUACUGCUUAUCAGACUCCAAAAAUAGUUAAUUAUCAAACCUUUAGGAUAAGGAGCCUUUUGGAUGGGUAUUUCUAGUAAAAAAGAAAACAUCUAAAGAUUUGUAUGCUAUGAAAAUUAUAUAUUGCUCACAAAAAGUAUGAUUUUUUAAAUAUUAUUAUUAGUAAUUAGAAACAUGAAAGAAAUAUUUUUGAAAUACAAUCUGGAGAUUUUGUUGUGAAAGCUUACUAUUCUUUUA